Molecule: messenger RNA, 5823 nt
Organism: Closterium sp. NIES-65
Lineage: Eukaryota; Viridiplantae; Streptophyta; Zygnematophyceae; Desmidiales; Closteriaceae
Source: the annotation of a GenBank genome assembly
AUGGCAGACGCUUCCGCCGAUCCGCUUCCCCCCGUCCCGCCGUCCCCGCCAGUGGCGCCCGUCUGCGCGCCCCUCACGUCCCUCGACCAGCUUCUCCAUUGGCGCCCCAGCAGCCCCGCCACGUGCGGAAUCUACAACCGCGCCACCGCGCCCUUCCGCGCGCGGAGCGCGCCCGGCGCGGCGCGCGGCGAGCUUCCGCGGCGGCAGCGGCAGCGGGUGUUAGCGUGCCACGACAUGAUGGGGGGGUACGUGGAGGACGCGCGCGCGCAGGGGAGCGCGCGCAGCGAGGUGUACCGUGCGUGGGAGUGGGACUCGGUGGACGUGUGGGUUUACUUCAGCCACCACCUGGUGACGCUGCCGCCCGUGGCGUGGAGCAACUGCUGCCGCACGCACGGCGUGCAGGUACUGGGCACGUUCAUCACGGAGUGGGAGGCAGGAGCUGAAGUGUGCCGGCAGCUGCUCGCCUCGCGCGCCACUGCUGCCCGCGCGGCCCACCAGCUCGCCCUCGUCGCGCACUACCAUGGCUUCCAUGGCUGGCUUGUACUGCCGGGCUGCUGGGGGGGAAGGGGAAUAGGGGCGCCUGUGGUGGAUGGGAUGGCGUCCGGUGCUCCUUGCUGCUGCCUUUCGUCUGGGCCACGUUCCCAUGUUGCCAUGCUGCACCCUGCUCUGCUCACGUUAGGACGAGUCCUCUCCCACAAGCUGUGCGCUUGCCACUUGCUUCGCGUGCAUUCUAUCAUCUCCACUCACACCAUAUCCUACCAUGCACUUCCCUGCUCAUUGCUCAUCAUCACCUCACAUCACACAUCAAGCAUCCCUGCCACCCCACUGCACCCGACCCAACCGCAUGGCACGUGGCAGGUGAACAUAGAGAACACGGUGGAGAAGGAGAGGGUGCCCACGAUGCUGCACUUCCUGCGCACCCUCACCCACCACAUGCACGCCCUCUCCCCCCACGCCCUCGUCCUCUGGUCAGCUGCCCGCCCUUCCCGCCCUGCUCACCAGGCCACCCUGUUCCCCGCUGCAUCAGACUGCCUUUUGUCUGCUCUGCCGUUUGUUUCCCUUGGCUCCGCAGGCUUCACCCCGUCCCUUUUCAUCCCCCCCCCCCAACCACCACUCCUAAUUGCUUUGUGUCUAAUCGCUGAAAUGCAUGACUUAUUCUUCUUCCCUCUCUCCCAUCUCUCUCUCACCUUCUCUCCCCCUUCACUUCCCCCUCCCCCUUGUCUCCCCCUUGUCUCCCCUUUGUCUCCCCCUUGUCUCCCCCUUGUCUCCCCCCUGUAUCCCCCCUGUAUCCCCCUUGUCUCCCCCCUGUAUCCCCCUUGUCUCCCCCUUGUCUCCCCCUUGCCUCCCCCUUGUCUCCCCCUUGUCUCCCCCUUGUCUCCCCCCUGUAUCCCCCUUGUCUCCCCCUUGUCUCCCCCUUGUCUCCCCCUUGUCUCCCCCUUGUCUCCCCCUUGUCUCCCCCUUGUCUCCCCCUUGUCUCCCCCUUGUCUCCCCCUUGUCUCCCCCUUGUCUCCCCCUUGUCUCCCCCCUGUAUCCCCCCUGUAUCCCCCUUGUCUCCCCCCUGUAUCCCCCUUGUCUCCCCCUUGUCUCCCCCUUGCCUCCCCCUUGUCUCCCCCUUGUCUCCCCCUUGUCUCCCCCCUGUAUCCCCCUUGUCUCCCCCUUGUCUCCCCCUUGUCUCCCCCUUGUCUCCCCCUUGCCUCCCCCUUGCCUCCCCCUUGCCUCCCCCUUGUCUCCCCCUUGUCUCCCCCUUGUCUCCCCCUUGUCUCCCCCCUGUAUCCCCCUUGUCUCCCCCCUGUAUCCCCCCUGUAUCGCCCUUGUCUUCCCCUUGUCUCCCCCUUGUCUCCCCCCUGUAUCCCCCUUGUCUCCCCCUUGUCUCCCCCUUGUCUCCCCCUUGUCUCCCCCUUGUCUCCCCCUUGUCUCCCCCUUGUCUCCCCCUUGUCUCCCCCUUGCCUCCCCCUUGCCUCCCCCUUGUCUCCCCCUUGUCUCCCCCUUGUCUCCCCCUUGCCUCCCCCUUGCCUCCCCCUUGUCUCCCCCUUGUCUCCCCCUUGUCUCCCCCUUGCCUCCCCCUUGCCUCCCCCUUGCCUCCCCCUUGUCUCCCCCUUGUCUCCCCCUUGUCUCCCCCUUGUCUCCCCCCUGUAUCCCCCCUGUAUCCCCCUUGUCUCCCCCUUGUCUCCCCCUUGUCUCCCCCUUGUCUCCCCCUUGUAUCCCCCUUGUAUCCCCCUUGUCUCCCCCUUGUCUCCCCCUUGUCUCCCCCUUGUCUCCCCCUUGUCUCCCCCUUGUCUCCCCCUUGUCUCCCCCUUGUCUCCCCCUUGUCUCCCCCUUGUCUCCCCCUUGUAUCCCCCUUGUAUCCCCCUUGUCUCCCCCUUGUCUCCCCCUUGUCUCCCCCUUGUCUCCCCCUUGUCUCCCCCUUGUCUCCCCCUUGUCUCCCCCUUGUAUCCCCCUUGUAUCCCCCUUGUCUCCCCCUUGUCUCCCCCUUGUCUCCCCCUUGUCUCCCCCUUGUCUCCCCCUUGUCUCCCCCUUGUCUCCCCCUUGUCUCCCCCUUGUCUCCCCCUUGUCUCCCCCUUGUCUCCCCCUUGUCUCCCCCCUGUAUCCCCCCUGUAUCCCCCUUGUCUCCCCUUGUCUCCCCCUUGUCUCCCCCUUGUCUCCCCCUUGUCUCCCCCUUGUCUCCCCCUUGUCUCCCCCUUGUCUCCCCCUUGUCUCCCCCUUGUCUCCCCCUUGUAUCCCCCUUGUAUCCCCCUUGUCUCCCCCUUGUCUCCCCCUUGUCUCCCCCUUGUCUCCCCCUUGUCUCCCCCUUGUCUCCCCCUUGUCUCCCCCUUGUAUCCCCCUUGUCUCCCCCUUGUCUCCCCCUUGUAUGACAGUGUGACGGAGGAGGGCGAGCUGAGGUGGCAGGACGCGCUCACUCCGGCCAACCGCUGCUUCUUCCUCGCAUGUGAUGGCAUCUUCACUAACUACUCCUGGAAGGACCCCGCUAAGGUGCUGUCCUCCGUGGCCCUUGCGGGCAGCCGUGCGCCCGAUGUGUUCAUGGGGGUGGACUGCUUUCUCGCACCGGGCCGUGCCGCCAGGGGCUUUGAUGCAGGGCAGGCGGUGGGCGUGGCACUGCAGGGAGGGGCGUCCGCGGCCGUGUUUGCACCUGCAUGGGUGUAUGAGACUCGCCAGGAGGCGAGCUUUGACGCGGCGCAGGAGAGGCUAUGGCACAGCAUUCGCACAGCCCUCCACUCACACCGCUCCCUGCGCCCACACCAACCCUUGCAAACACAGCAGGGCGGGCAGGGGGAUGGGGCAGGGGGGAUGCAAGGGACAGAGGGGGUGCAAGAGGGGGACAGUGAGGCAGGUGGCGGGAUGAAUGGGGCAGGGGAGAGUGGGGAGCGGGGAGCUGUGGCAGGCACUGUUGUGUGUGCAGGGGGCGUAGCAGGCGAGCGCAGUGUGGAGUGUGGGGGGGAGUGCGAGAGUGGCUUCCCCCUCACUCUGCCUCUCUUCACUGCCUUCGACCAGGGCGUUGGCACCAACAUUUGGCUGGCUGGCCGCCAUGUGGCGAGCUCCCAUUGGAGUAACUUCUCCUGCCAGACGUUACGGCCAGUGCACAUGCACACGUCACGGCCACUGCUCUCCACCGAGCCUGCCCAUCCCUCCCGCUCCGUCCGCUGUUCCCUCUGGCACGGCACAGCAUGGGAAGGCUCUGCUGCCCUCCUCCUCUCCCUCUCCCCUUCUCCGCCCCCCAGGGUAGUUCCUGAUUCUCUGGCCGACCAGGCCCCGCCAGAUGUGCAGCCAGGGCCAACCACGUCAGCAUGUGUGGUGGAUGUGUUUCGGCCGCACGUGCAUGUGCAACCAGGCACCACUCUGCAUGUGUCGUACUCUGUGGUAUCGGCCCCUGCCUUCAUCGCCUGUCUAGCCCUCUCCUUCACCCGCGUGCCAACUCACCCACCUAAUCACCACCAUCCCACCGACCCCACACCUCCCGCUCUCACCGCCCCAGACUCUCCCCCUCCCUCCACCAUACUGCUCCUUCCACCGCCACCACACCCACCUUCCCUCCCUCACCCUUUCGCCCCGCCAUCCCUCUCCUCCCUUUCCGCCUCCCCCUCCGCCUCCCUCAUCUCGUGCCUCUUUCCCACAGCCGUCCGCCCUUCCCCCUCGCACCUCACCCCCCCCACCACCACUGCUAGCGAGACUCCACAUCCUCUGUGCGCUUCCCACUCUGGGGAACGCAAAAGGGAAGAGGUGGAGAAAGGAGGCAUACAAGGAAGAGCAGGGGAGAGUGCGGAGGAGCGUGGGGCAGGGAGGGAGCAGGGGAGACUAGGAGGGGCAGUAUGGGCGGUGCGGGAAUACGAAGUCCCGUGUAUAGCCAAUCACGUGCUGACAGGUGUACACGUGCUGCUGGUGGGUGUGGGUGAUGUGGGUGAUGUACCUGCUGGUGAUGCAGCAGCAGGCAGAGGGGGUGACAGGGAGCAUGCACCAUGUGACACCGUGGAGAAGGAGGUGAUGUCUGGGGGACACAUGGGCGCUGCUGAUUGGCUCGUGGAUGUGUGCAGGGCGGCAUGGAUUGUAGGGUCCUCGCUUGCAUCUGCACCUGUAGUAGGGGAUGGAGGUGGGGGCGUGGGUGGGGAUGGGGGUGGAGAUGGGGGUGGGGGUGGGGAGGGCGUGUGUGAUAGUGAUGAUGCAGCUGCCACUGAUACUGGCGAGCCCACAGCCGCAGCCCCUGCUGCCACAGCAGCAUGUGAGCCAGCAGGCUCAGCUGCGCCCACCCCAGAGGGCAAAGAGGAUAGAGAGGACAGAGAGGACACAGACGCGCUAGUCUCAGCAGUGAAAGCCCCUGCACAUGCUGCCCUGCCAUGCCCUCCCCCUGCUGUGCUGCCAGCAGCGGCAGCAGCAGCGGUGGGGCAUGUGCGCGUGGCAGCAGAGCCCGAAGCUGCGUGUGUGGCUCGGUGGAAGGUGGGAGAUGUGCGUGCUGAGCAGAUGUGGUGGAUUUGGGGGGAGGUGAGGCAACACGAUGGAGUGGAGAGGACAGGAGGAGAGGAGAAGGCGGGGAGAAAGGAGGGAGCGGGGAGAGAGGAGGAGGCGGGGAGUGGCGGGGCAGAAGGCAAGGCAGAGGUGGGCUUACAAGGGGAGGUUGAGGAGGAUGGUGAGUGCGGGGAAGGGAAUGAGGCGGAGGGGAAUGAAGGAGGGAGCAAGGGGGCGCUCUUAAGCAUGGUGCUGCACUGGACUCCCGAUGGUGGUGCCAUGGACUGUGAAAGUGCAGGCGAUGCCAUGCUGCAGCAGCAGCAACAGCAGCAGCAGCAGGAAGGUACCUGGAAGCUGUGCAGUGACCAUGGACCUGUGAGCUGCAGGUAUGAUGUGCUGGCAGCGUUUGAUUGGCUGGGGGCUAGUAAAUCGACUGGAGGCGGAGGGCAGCAGGUUGAGCAAGAGAAGUUACCUGUCUCAGAUUCAGCAUCAACAACGGCAGUAGCAUCAGCACCAACCACAGCAGCAGCAACAGCACACACAGCUGGCCCUGCUCCAUCUACGAGUGCAGUUGCAAGCGCAGGAGCAAGGCUUGCAGACUCCCCCUUGGCAGCGCGGCUGGCCUCUCUGCACUGGCAGUGGCUGGGAGCGGCUCAUGUGCCGUCCUUUGUCGUGGACUCACUGCCCCUGCCACCUGCAGCUGUUACAGCUGACGGGGGAGAAGGGCCGGGUGAGGGGGAAGAUGGAGCAGCAGCGAAGGAUGAGGGGAGUGGGGUGUUAGUGCCGGUGGUGCCAGUGGUGCUGGUGGUGGUGCGCCCGCGCUGCCUGCUGUGUGGGGCUGCCCCGGCUGUGGAGGUCUGCCCCUGGCUGCUGCUGCACAGGCCAUGA